Molecule: messenger RNA, 1504 nt
Organism: Cotesia glomerata
Lineage: Eukaryota; Metazoa; Arthropoda; Insecta; Hymenoptera; Braconidae
Gene: Ttc19
Product: tetratricopeptide repeat protein 19 homolog, mitochondrial
Exons: 6
Coding region: 304-1329 (341 amino acids)
Biological process (GO): mitochondrial respiratory chain complex III assembly
Cellular component (GO): mitochondrial inner membrane
Molecular function (GO): protein binding
Source: RefSeq, a predicted model, not a curated record
GAUUGCAUCAACUUACGAAUUGUUACCGAGUUUAUGAGAAUUGUAGCCGACAGUAACUGAAGAAACAUGCACGCUUAUGUUUUUUAAAUUUCUUUGUACACCUGAGCUUAUAUGUAUGGGUAUAUUUAAAUGUGUUUACAAACAUCACUGUACUACGGCUCUGAUAGUAAAAUUCUUAUUACUCAUUACAUUCUUUAGCCUAAAACUUAAUAUGGGUUAUGGGAUAUUUAUAUAACAGAAGCUUUUAUUACUCAGUUUUAUACUCCAAAAGAUUUAAGAUAAAUUAUUGGAGAUAAAAAAAAAAUGUCUAGAUUUUGGAGAGCUACAAAUUUUAUUAAAAGAAUUUCUUUUAAUAAGAUUAAGCCAGUGACUGGGUUUAAAAGUAUUGUUAAAAAUAUACCGAGUAAUAAUGAGCAAAGACGUAAUUGGAGUUAUUUUAUGAUGGGGUUUACUAUUUUUGGAUUUAACUUCUCCAAGGAUGAGGAGGAAGUAGAACCGGAACUUAUAAUGACGAUAAAACGAUCAAUAUUUCUAAUUCAGAAAGGGGAAUAUAAAAAAGCAGAACAGAUGUUACACGUGGCACUGCGUCAAGCCCAGACUCUUGGUCACUUCGAAGGUAUUACUUACGUGUACGACGUGAUGGCUAAUUUAGCUUUUCAAGUUGGAGAAAUUCAGAAAGCUAAGGACCUUUUUAAGACUGUUAUGCAGAGACUGCUGUCUACUGGCACUGACCAGAAUGAUACUAAGAUUAUUCACAUAAGCUUGAAGGUUGCUAAACUCUUUGAGCAAUCUGGAGAUAUUAAAACAGCUGAAGAGGGAUAUAAGUUUUGUAUCGAUAAUAUUGAAGAGCACGCUAUAAAAAAUCCAACUGAUGAAGAUAUCUUGGUGCUCUGGGCAAUGAGUCGUGAUUGGUAUGCACGUAUGCUUUUGUCUGAAUCACGUCUCAGCGAAGCGUUGGAAAAUUAUCAGAAAGCUUAUCAAUUGUGUGUUAAAGUUUAUGGAAAUAGUCACGAACAGACUGUGGUUCUGCUGAACGAUCUAGGAACUGUUUACUGCCUUUUGGGACAGCAUGAUCGUGCUCUUGGAUAUUUGAAUGAUGCUAUUGAAAGAGGAAUUAAAUUGGAAGAUUGUCAAGAGCUAAGUUCGGUUUACGUUAAUUUAGGGAAUGUUUAUAUUAAAAAAUCUCUGUACAACCAGGCUAAGAUGGCAUGCUUUGAAGGACUAAAACGUGCUAAAAAGAAUGACGAUGAGGCGUGUCAAGAACAAGCUAAUUCAUGUCUUGACGAAGUGAAAAAAUAUUUAAAUGUAAAUAAACAGAAUAAUUUAUGAAGUUUAUAGACAAAAUAAUUUAUAAACUAUGUUGUACAGACUGUAACAAAAAUCGACAAUGGUUAAUUAAUUAUUUGUCAUUUAUCAGAGAAUAAUAUUUUUUUAAGUGAUUCUCUAGAUUAUAAAGGUAUUUAUAAAAUACUGACUCAUGUGAGCAGUCUUUUAAAUUCGUAAA